AGGGGUGAGGGUGAGGGGAGGGGGAAGAAGAGGAAGGGGGAGAGGUGCGACGCUGUGAACGUGCAUCAGAUGCUGCUGUCAAGAGAAGUCAAUGUGUCGAGGUUCGGUCGCUUUAGCGAGUCCGACAGGUGCCACCUGGCGCAGUCGUUUCUGCCGUGCGACGGCCCCAUGGUGAUGGACAGGGUGGCCUCACGGGCGUACAUCGGGCAGUUCAGCGGCGAUGGGGACCUCUUUGUGGCUGGCUUCCAGGACCGUCGGAUUCGAGUGUACGAUGUGGAUCGGGGGUGGGCUUUAAGGAAGGACGUGAUUGCCCGCAACCUAAGGUGGACUAUCACUGACACUGCUCUCUCGCCCGAUCAGCGCUUCCUGGUCUAUGCGUCCAUCACGCCCAUCGUGCAUUUGGUGAACGUCGGUUAUGGGUCUGGAGAGGUCGAAUCUCUUGCUAACGUCACGGACAUUCACGAGGAACUUAAUUUCACAGCGGUGGAGUCGCGGCGCAGGGAGCGCAGCUUCGGCAUCUGGUCACUCCAAUUCUCAUCCGACGGCCGGGAGCUCAUAGCAGGCAGCAGCGACCGCUCGCUCUACAUCUUCGAUUUGGAGCGCAACCAGCCGAUUCUGCGAGUUAAAGCCCAUCAGGAUGACGUGAACGCAGUGGCGUUUGCUGAUGAAACCUCGCAGCUCAUCUUCUCUGGCAGCGACGACCGCAUCUGCAAGGUGUGGGACCGCCGCCUCAUGGACAACACGGAGCCCAUUGGACCGCCUUCUCUCAGGGACGCUGCUGCUGCGGCUGCUUCUUGUUCUUCCUCUUUCUCUCCUCCUGCUGCUGCCAGUGAGGGGGUGAGAGGGAGAGGAGGGGUUGCUGUUGCUGCUGCUGGUGCUGGUGCUGGUGGUGCUGGUGGUGGUGGUGGUGGUGGUGGUGGUGGUGGUGGUGGUGGUGGGGGUGGGGAGAGGCAGGGAGUGGGGAGUCGGAACAAGCCGGUGGGGGUGCUGGUGGGACAUAUGGAGGGCAUAACGCAUCUCGUUUCUAAAGGGGAUGGCCGCUGCUUCCUCACCAACGGCAAGGACCAGACGAUGAAGCUGUGGGAUAUACGUGUCAUGAUGGACGCUGCUGCUUAUGAAGACCUCCCUGCUCCGCGCAUCCCAAUCUUCCAGUGGGACUAUCGGUGGAUGGACUACCCUGGCAGGGGCAUGAAGCUGGCCCACCCCAACGACCAGUCCCUCAUGACCUACCGCGGCCACCACGUGCUGCAGACGCUCAUCCGCUGCUACUUCUCGCCCCUGCACUCCACGGCGCAGCGGUUUGUCUACUCUGGAUCACACGACGGGGCGGUGUAUAUCUUCGAUUUGCUCACAGGCAAGCAAGUCUCUAAACUGCAGUACCAUGACGCCACAGUCCGCGAUUGCUGCUGGCACCCCACCCGGCCAGCGCUGGCGUCGGUGGGGUGGGAUGGAAAGGUGGCACUGUGGGAGAGCUGUCACGGGGACACUCCCCCUGAGUGCAAGAAGAUACGGCAGAUCCCUGUCACUGUCCGUGACGAUUUAUUCGAAGACUAGGGUGGGAUGUGAUGGUGGUAAGCUGGCGUUGGUGGGGGUAUUGGAAAGGACAAGCAUGAGGUCACUGGCGUCAGUGGGGUUGGGUGGCAAGGUGGCGCUGUGGGAGACCUGCCGCGGAGACACCCCUUUAAGUGCAAGAAGAUUCGGCAGAUCCCUGUGACGGUGCAUGAGGAUUUAUUUGAUUACUACAAGAGGAGGAGGAGAAGGGGGGGAAGUGGCAGGGUGAGAAUGGGAGUGCUGGCGUCGGUGGGGUGCGAUUAUGGGAUAGUCAAGCCAAGGUGGCACUGUGGGAGAGGUGCUAUGGAGACACCCCCCAUGAGGGCAAGAAGGUACAGGAGAUCCCAGUGACGGUGCAUGAGGGCAUCUGUGAUGACUAUGUGGGGGGGUGUGUCGGUGGUGGUAAGCUGUAGUUGGUCGGGGUGUUGGAAAGGAGUACUUAGGGGGCUCUGUUCUGCUGUAGCACUGUACCUAGGGAAUCUCCUGUAGGGCUCCUGCCAAGGCAUGUACAGUGCAGUUGCUUUUAUCUGAUCUGAUAACUUGCAUAUUCUGGCAAUUCCUACAAACUUCUUAAGGAUAGCCAUACAGACUACGAG
This is a messenger RNA of Closterium sp. NIES-67, 2147 nucleotides long. Lineage: Eukaryota; Viridiplantae; Streptophyta; Zygnematophyceae; Desmidiales; Closteriaceae. The record is from the annotation of a GenBank genome assembly.